CCCGUGUCAUCGCAAACGAAGAUCCAAAACGGCAGCAUGCAGGAGGCGGUCCGUCGAGGCAAGACCAGUCAAGAAGAGAUGCUGCAGACGCUGGAUGAAAUGCUGUUCGCGAACCUUGACGUGACUAUUGGCGGCAUUUCAUGGAACCUGAUGCACCUGGCAGACCACCCUGGAAUACAACGUGACACACGACGGAAGUAUCACAGCAAGGUCGUGCACAGUGAAGAAGGCAGCUGCAGUAAAUAUAUGCAAAGUACGUCGACGCUUCUUGCAGCUUGCAUCCUGGAAUUUGCUUGGCUGCGCCCACACAGCGCAGGCUUGGGGGAUACUCGGUGCCGCCCGGCAUUAUUAUGGUGGUUGACGCAUGCAAACUUAACGUGUAGGGUGAGAUCUGGGGCCCUGACCGCGCGAGUAACCGGUCAGUCAGGUUCUUUGAGCACACGGCCUCGGAGCUUCGAUAUUGCUACUGGCGCUUUGGGUUUGGCCCGCGCUCGUGUCUGGGGAGGUAUCUGGUCGUUAUGCGUGUGUUAAUGCUCGACUUACUCGAUGGGUAUGAGCUUGAGUUACUCCUCGAGACGAGCUGGACGCGGAAUCCGUCAAUGUGGAUCAUGCACUCGCAGAAUGACGUAGCCUGCCAUCCAAGGACCGCAAUACCAUGAAUGAGACAUGGAGUAAGCGGCCACGUCACCAAUAGAUUGCUCGACCCCCGUGGUUUGAUUGAGCUGGGCUGAGAAGGCAAGCGACUCAAUGCAGAUAGCAGUACUGCUUGAUGCCAAGCAAAAAGGCAAAAAGGCAACCACCUACACCACUCUCGGUAGUGGGUUGCGGGGAAAAGUAUUGCUGACACAGAAUACUUGACUGCCUUGAUGAGGAGUCCAUACCCACAUCUUGCUCGUAGCU
Molecule: messenger RNA, 900 nt
Organism: Periconia digitata
Lineage: Eukaryota; Fungi; Ascomycota; Dothideomycetes; Pleosporales; Periconiaceae
Source: the annotation of a GenBank genome assembly